AUGGAUUCUCUCUCCAUUGACAGUUCGAGCUCCUGGGAGCAGCGCGACUCCACGCUGCCCCUCGCCCAAGGCCCGCUGCCGCCUCCACCGAGCAGCCCAACCCGCCAGCGCCGCCAGAAGCACUCGCAGGCCCUCGUCCGCUACCAGCCGCCCCAGGUGUGCGGCGUGCUCGAGGUGCGCAAGAACGCCUGCUUCCUUGGCGUCACCGCCAUUGUGCGCCGCGAGACGCGCGAGCUCGUCGACUCGAGCGAAUACGGUACCUACGAGUACCCCAGAGUCAAGUAUGUCGUCGAGGACCUUAGCUGGCCCGUCUUCAAGCGCUUCGGCGGCCUGGACAUUAUAGACCCGGACCUCCUCCACGUGCUGGAAUCCAAGUCGCGCUGGUGGACCAAGACGGAUGACUGGUUCCUCCUGGCCCAGUACGCCUUUGGCAAGAGCCGCAGGAGGACCCUAUUCACCUUUGCUGAUCCGAGUGUGCCUACCCUUCCGCGUGCUUUGCCUGCCCCUCCCUACGCCGGAGACCAGAGGGAUUGCCGUGUGUCUGACCGCAUUGAGGAACUCGCUUGA
This is a messenger RNA of Lasiodiplodia theobromae, 567 nucleotides long. RefSeq lists its product as uncharacterized. The transcript has 2 exons. Lineage: Eukaryota; Fungi; Ascomycota; Dothideomycetes; Botryosphaeriales; Botryosphaeriaceae. The coding region runs from base 1 to 567 and encodes 188 amino acids. The record is from RefSeq and is a predicted model, not a curated record.